AUGAAGCUGGAGGUUAAUGAGAAUAGAGAGUGCAAUGACGAUAAUCGGUUGAAAAAAUAUGAAGCAGAGAUAGUGGUCAUUAAGCCGAUUGAAGAACGACAGGUUGAGUCACAGUUAAAAGAUGAGGAUAGGCACCUGGUUUACACCUCAUUAAGUGAAACAAAUGUGAAAUCGUCAACCAACAAAAAAGAGAGCCGCAAGCAGAUCAUUUCUGAUACAGUUUGUGGUCUUGCCAUCUCCAACCCGAUUUUCAUACGGUUCGGCAGUCAGCCUGAGUUCUUAAACGAUUUGGCAGCCAGCUUCAGGUUCCGCAUAACAAGCUUGGUUUUCUCGAAUAAUUCUCAAGGUCAGUCCUUGUCAACAAUCACAAAGGAGGUCAAAAAUGAAGGUGUCGUUUCUGGUGUUAAGGUUCAAGACACCGAGAAGCAAAAGGUAAACAAUGCUUCUAGUUCUCCUACUCCAGAUGGCCGGUUCAGUCUUAAAUUGAGCCUCACUAUUAACAUGGCUCAAGAACAGAAGAAUCAUAGAAUUUAUCCGUGA
Molecule: messenger RNA, 540 nt
Organism: Oldenlandia corymbosa var. corymbosa
Lineage: Eukaryota; Viridiplantae; Streptophyta; Magnoliopsida; Gentianales; Rubiaceae
Source: the annotation of a GenBank genome assembly